Molecule: messenger RNA, 2508 nt
Organism: Rotaria sp. Silwood1
Lineage: Eukaryota; Metazoa; Rotifera; Eurotatoria; Philodinida; Philodinidae
Source: the annotation of a GenBank genome assembly
AUGGAUCGUGAUAGUGCCAAUGCUACUCGUUUGCGUGUUAAUCGUAUUGCUUUAAUUCAACAAAUUGAUGUUCAAGAAAUUUUACCAAAACUUAUUCGUGCUCGUAUUCUAUCUGUUAAUCAUGAUGUACAAUAUAUAAAUCAAGGUACAUCACGAAUUGAUCGUGCACGUCGUUUAAUUGAUUGUCUUUUAACACCAAUAUCAUUUGGAAAAGAAGCUGAACGUGGUGAACGUCCAGCCAAUUGGUUUUUAUUAUUUCGUAGUUUUCUAUUAGAAAAUCCAUCUGUUUAUGGUGAUCUUGUAACAGCACUUGAUAAUACAGUAAUACGUACACCAGCUUUUGCUCAACAUGCAUCCGAUGCAUUUGCUGAUAAAACAAAUGUACCACGUUCAAAUGAAUUUCGUAAUAAUGUUAAUAAAGAUUUACUUCGUACAUCACAACCAAAAUCAACUAAUGAACAACAAUUAAGUUCUCCUAUAAAAAAUAAUCAAGAACAAACAACAAAAAUUGAAUUUGAUAAAUAUGAAAUGAAUAAAAUUUUAAUUCAAGGAAGUUUUCAAAAAGUUAUUGACAAUCUUACUUAUCUAUCACAGAUUCCUGCACAUUUAUUUGAUCAAUUAUCUCAUUCAGAUCAAUCAUAUGAUCGUGAACAACUUAAAACUGAAUAUCAAGCAUUUGAUGAUAUGCGUCGUCUUGAAUUAAUAAAUAAUUUAAUGAAACAAGAAAAUUCACUUGCUAAUCAAUGUACAUUCGAUACAGAAGUAGUUAGUUCAAUUCUUUUAGAUUCUAAUCAUUAUCAUCAUUUUUAUAAAUAUUUUAUUGCAUUAUCAUCUAUUUAUGGUAUACAUUUUGAUCGACAAUUUUUUCAAUCAUUUGUUAUUUCACUUGAUAAACAAGAUGAUUUACUUAAAGUAAUUGAUAAAGGUUUUCAAUUAUAUAAUUUUUUAUAUGGUUAUGGACGAUAUGAAUUAUGUCGACAAAUUAUUGAACGUAUUGUACAAUCAUUAACAAAACAAGUUAAACAACAACAUCAACAACAACAACCAACUAUUUGGACAUAUUUAUUUCGUGCAUGUUGUGCACUUAUUCAAGUUCAUAAUCAAGGUAUAGAAAUAAAAGAAGCAUGGGCUAGAAUUGAAGCUGCAAAUGAAAUUGCCGAAAAUCUUAAAACAACUGGCAUGGAAAUCUCCAGUAAUGAUCAAGCUUGGUUAUGUUUUGCAGCAUCACAAACAGCAUAUGAAGAUGCUAAUUUCGAUGCUUCUAUUCAAUAUUGUUAUAAAGGUCUUAAAUCAGCUGAUAAAAAUAAUCAUUUAUUAAUUAUUGAUUUACUUUGUUCACUGACACAAGGAUUAACAUUGAAAUGGAUUAUGAAUAAAGCACAAGCAACAGCUGUUAUGGCUGUACAAUAUGCAGCAAAAUAUUGUGGUCGUAAUAGUCCAAAAUAUGUGUAUGCACUUCAACAACUAGUACAAUAUUCAAAUGAAUUUAUACAAGAUGCAAGUACUGUUGAAUUAGCACAGUAUACAUUUGAUCGAGCUCGAACUGUUUAUGGUUAUGAAUCAUUAGCAGUUGCUCAUUCUCAUCGAGGUUUAUCAAAAAGUUUAAUUACUCUUGCUUCAAUAACUUAUUCUCGUCGUCAUGUUGAAGAACAUUCAUCUGAUAAUAAAUAUAUUGAUUCACCACAAACAGCUUAUCUUCAUCAUGCUAAUGAAGCUCAUCGUAUUGCACAAGAUUGGUUUGGAGUUGAAGAUAGUGUUCGUUUAUUUCCAUUUAAAAUGAGUCUUGCUCAUGCAUUACAAGCACGAGCUUCAUCUGAUCAAACUGAAAAUAAAGAUAGUUAUUUUAAUGAUGCAAUGGAAUUACUUGAUGAUUGUCUUGCUAUGGCAAAAGAUAUAUUUGGAACAAUGAGUUUUAAAGUUGCACAAAUUCAUCGACUUCGAUCAGCAACAUAUCUUAGCAAAAAGAUGUAUAAUGAAGCUGAACAACAAUUAAAUAUAUGUUUACAAAUAUAUAAACUUUGUUUACCACCAAAUAGUUUUCAUUUUCUUGUAACAAAAGCAAGUUUAGGUUUAAUUUAUAAACAACAAGGAAAUUAUGCACAAGCUUUAACACUUUUUCAAAGUAUUUCAUCAUUAUUAGAUACAAAAUCUCAAUCAUUUCGUUGGAUAAAUAUGGUUCUUGAAAGUCUUGUCGAAUGUUAUGCUCAACUCGAAGCAAACAAAGAAGGUGAAGAACAUCGUAUGUCAUCUUCAGUAACAAACAGUGCAGCAGAUAAAGUUCGUGGAGAAUUACAUGAAUGGCGACGUACAAGUGUUAAGCCAACUGAUUUAAUGAGUUUAAUUCAUCAAGAAUCAACACGAACAUUACAUCAAUUUCUUCAUGAUUCAACAAAAUUUCAAGAAACAACCGAUCGUGUUCAUGCAUUAAUGCAUACACAAUUAAAAGCAAAAAAUCGAAUAUCAAUUCCAAUACCAACAACGAAUACUAAAACACAUCAAGAAUCUUGA